UGGAAGAGUCGCGCGUCAGUCGGGAUGUGCGCCCCGCCGCCGCGGCUGGCACGCGGGCUCGAGUGAUGUGUUCUGACCGCCUCGGGUAUAUGAAGCGGUAGUGAUCGGUGGUAGACGGUGAUGCCGGUGUUAUAAGCUCAGACCGAUGGAAUUAUCCAGUGGGAGCAGACAGUCAGUACCGGAUGUCGGAAAAGCUUCAGUGCCUACCUGGUUUCUUUAGCUGGCGGGAAAAUGUCCGAUCUCCACGACGCCGCGGACCAUAUCGACAGUGAAGAGAUUGGACACGCUUCUCCCCGUACCGCCGGCUACUGCUGCUGUAAUAGCGGCUGCGGGCAGUGCAGCCCCGGGUGCAACAGCUGUGCUAAGUGCUGCGGCAGCUGCAGCAGCUGCGCUCCAUGCUGCGACAGCUGCGCCGGCGGUCGUUGCCGUCCGUGGCUGGUGGUGGUCGCCUGUUUCUGGCUGAGCUUCCUAUCGGACGGCGUGGCCAGCUGCUUUGGCGUGCUGCUGCCGGAGCUGGCCGAUCGGAUCGGAGCCUCCAUCGCUGACACGUCCUGGGCGGGUAGCGUCCUCUGCGGCGGCCAGCUGAUCGUCGGUGAGGGAGGGGGCUCCCGUGACGGGGAGAGGAGGUCUCCCGUGAUAGGGAACACGUCUCCCGUGUCGGAGAGCAGGGACCUCCCGCGACUGGGAGCAGAUGGAUCCAGUGCUCUGCUCUGGGAUGUGGAUCGUGGAAGUCGAGUUAAUUAUUUUGUAUUGUAUUGUAUUUUUAAAACGCACUACGCAGAAACAACAAAUAAUCAUAACUGCUGAAACACCAUUUAUAUUAAAAGAAAAUAUUUACCUAGCUGCAUAGAAGAGAAGGAGGUCCGCUGGUCAGCGCGCUGGUGAACAAGCUCGGUUGUCGCCAGGUGGUGAUUGCCGGCAGUCUGAUGUCAUCAGUGGCCUUCAGCCUCAGCGCAUCGGCCUCCGAAAUCGGCCUCUUUAUCGUCAUGUACGGCAUCCUUGGAGGUCUCGGACUUGGAAUGAUGUACCUGCCCUCGGUGGUCGCCGUUAGCAUUCAUUUCGACACGAAUCGGGCACUGGCCACCGGCAUAGUCGUCUGUGGCUCGGGUGUGGGCACCUUCUGUCUGGCCCCGCUGACGCAGUACCUUUUAGACGUGUCCGGUUGGAAGGGCGCCCAGCUGGCCACUGCCGCCCUCCUCCUCACCGGAGCCCUGAUGGGCGGCGUUAUGGCGGAGCCGCAGUCGGAUUCCGAGCCCUGUCGGCCCUGCUGCUGUCCUGUGCCGCCGUCCCCGACACCGGGCCGCCAGCCUGAGACCAGCACUGGGCCAGACAGCGAACAGAACUCCGGAACGGGAGAACACCGCCGCUCCCUGACCGGGGCGAUAGAACCGCUCCCCAUCACAGCGGACGGCCGUCGGAAGGCUGGACCCGCCUCUCCCGACGACACCUUCCUGGCUACCAACACCGGCAGUUAUGUGAAGAUGGCCUCACCAGCGGUACCGUCUAACGCAGGGGACAUGGAGGUGGUCGGUCCUCCGGCGGCUGCUCCCCCUCCGGCAGUGUUCCUGUUCCCCGAGGUGGUAAUACAGAGCGCCAGCUCCACCGGCGACACGCUCAGUGAGGGCGCCCCGUGCUCCCAGCAGUCAGCCGAGUCGGUCGUUACGGGACGGCAUAUCGACCCGGUCGGUCCGCUCCCAGACGAGCCUCUCCACCGUGAGACGCUGGCCGCCUCCCGUUCCCAUCUGCUCCGCUCCCUGGGUGACCGAUCAUCCCACCUCCGUCCCGGCGCUCCCAGCGAGUCCCGUCCCGUCUCCGGUCACCUCCGGCCCGUCUCCGGUCACCAUCGACCCAUCUCCGGUCAGUCCCGUCCCGUCUCCGGUCACCUCCGGCCCCUCUCUGACCUGCUCUCUGACCUGCUCUCUCCCCGUCUGGCCGUCUCCACGCCCUGUAACCAGUCCCACACCCCUUACACACCAGCAGCCGGUCGGGGCCCAGUCCCCUCUCAUCUCCGUCCCCUGCAGAGGGCAGAUGUGUUCUUCUCGGGGAGAGUUCGGACGGUGGCGCGGGUCGCAGUCACUCCCACAGGAGCUCUAGUCAGUCCCUCCAGUCUGCCACCCGCCGCUGACACUGACGUGCAGCGGAGGCUCGCCCUGACCUCAGUGGGCAGCGCUGACACCGUGCCGGUCGGAGAAGCCACGCCGUCUGACCGAGCCGCCGGAGACUCGUUUGCCGUGCUGAAGGAGAUGCUGAACGUCUCACUGCUGAAGGAGACGCCGUUCCUGCUCACCUGCAUCGGCUACUCCUUCAGCAUGCUGGGAUACUUCGUGCCAAUCGUCUACAUACUGGACGAAGCUGUACAGCAUAAAGUCAGCCCGCCGCACGCCUCGAUGCUGGUGGCGGUCAUGGGCAUCUCGAACACGGUGGGUCGGCUGGCGGUCGGCGUGCUCAGCGACAUGCAGCACAUGGACGUGCUGUUCCUCAACAACGUCUCCAUGCUGGGCUCCGGCCUAGUGGCGCUGCUCAUCCCACUCUGCGAGACGUACUCGACCUACGCGGUGGUCACGGCCGUCUUCGGUCUGCUCUCAGCGGCCAACAGCACGCUCUCCUCCCUGGUACUGGUGGAAAUGGUCGGCCUGGCACGGCUAACGAACGCCUUCGGUCUGACGCUGCUCUUCAGAGGAGUGGCCGCUGUGCUGGGCACGCCUCUGGCAGGAUUUGUGGCCGAGCGAACCAACAGCUACGACGAGCCGUUCUACAUGACCGGCGGUCUCCUGAUCGCCGCAGCGCUGCUGGGUUUCCUGGCCAGCGGCUGGGGUCGCCGGGGCUGCCGCAGCGCGCCCGCCGAGAUCUCCUCCAACAGCUACCGGAGGGCUGACUCGGUGGACACGUGACAUCCUCCAACAGCUAAUAAGGGGCUGACCUCGUGGACACGUGAUCUCAUCCAACAGCUUCUGAAAAGUUGGCCCAUGGACUCCGUGGACAAGCGACUGGUAGUGGAACCGCUGGUGACUUGUUCAAAGUAGGGUGGUUUGAGGCUGUCUUGAGCCAUAAUUGCCCCCAUUGGCAUUGUAGAAUAUAAUGCACAGUGAACACCGAACAUGCCCAAGAAGUAUACUGUAUGAAUUUUUGGAUCAUUGUAAGUUAUUCUAUAGGCCGUGACUUUGUAUCAUCAUAUGUGCCUUUGUGCCAUCCAUGUCGUGCAAUAGUGCGUGUUUGUACCAAAGCCGAGGAAUACAAGACCUUAUUAAUUCAA
Amphibalanus amphitrite is the source of this 3253-nucleotide messenger RNA. RefSeq lists its product as uncharacterized. Gene Ontology annotation, molecular function: monocarboxylic acid transmembrane transporter activity. The record is from RefSeq and is a predicted model, not a curated record. Gene Ontology annotation, biological process: monocarboxylic acid transport; transmembrane transport. NCBI's taxonomy places the organism in Eukaryota, Metazoa, Arthropoda, Thecostraca, Balanomorpha, Balanidae. The coding region runs from base 927 to 2891 and encodes 654 amino acids. The transcript is spliced from 10 exons.